GCUUUUAACUUCAUUCGCUGUUGAAUGCUUAACGCGUGCGGUUGAAUGGAAGCUUUGCUAAAACGCCAGACAAACGAAGCAGCGAAUAAAAGCGAACAGUAAACGCAACGGAUUAACAAUUUUAGAUUAAGAAAAAAAAAGAAAUACUAAUAAUAAUAAUUCAUAAACAAAUACAAAUAAUUGUGAAAAUUUUGUAAUUGACCACAAAACAAGUAAUCUCCGGGUGUGUUGUGGAAGAAGAUAUUUUUUCUAUAAAGGCAGCACCUAAACUUCUGUACUAUGUCUAAUCAAAACUAAGUCAACAAAUAAUUACCUCCGAAAGAGACCACCGUUAAAAUACCUCAAUCCUCAUACCAAAAACUAGUAAAAACAAAAAAAAAAUAAGUUAAAAUGGUUUACUCAAAUCUACCAUGUCUAAACAUAGUACCGAAGCGUUUCAACAUCGCUGUUAUGUUAUUCAUGGCCUGCCUCAUGAGCUACAUGAUGCGUGUCAACUUGUCCAUAAAUAUCAUAGCUAUGGUUGAGAACACAGAUGCCAACUCCACAGAAGUAUUGCCAGAUUAUGGUCCACGCUACAAUUGGAGUCAAAGUGAUCAGGCUAUGCUAUUGGGAGCCUUUUUCUAUGGCUAUAUGAUCACCUCAUUGCCUGCUGGCAUGUUGGCCGAAAAUUUUGGUGGAAAAGCAGUGGCGGGAUAUAGCUGUUUGUUGGCUGGAGUUUUAACGGCUCUAACGCCCCUAGCGGCAUCAUGGGAUAAAUGGGCAGUAUGGGCGAUACGUUUUGGUAUUGGCUUUUUAACGGGUGUGGUAUAUCCUUGCUGUCAUAAUUUGGUCUCAAAAUGGGCUCCACCCGACGAAAAAGGAAAAUUUGUAGCCUCGCUGAUGGGUGGCACUUUUGGUACGGUUAUAACAUGGCCCAUUAGUGGUGUUAUCAUAGAAAAUAUGGGCUGGGACUGGGCCUUCUAUAUGGUGGGAAUUUUUGUGGCAAUUGUAUGUGCAGCAUGGUUUAUAGUGGUAGACGAUAGUCCUGCCCAGCACACCACAAUCAGUAUUAGCGAAAGGGAGUACAUAGAAAAGAGUCUGGGUGAAACGGUGUCAAAUAAGAAGCGUUAUCCUCCUUACAAAUCACUUCUGGUAUCGAUGCCCUUCUGGUCCUUGUUGUUCUUGCAUUAUGGCAGCAUGUGGGGAUUAUUCUUCCUGAUUACAGCCACACCUAAAUUCUUGAGCGAAGUUUUAGGUUUUAAUUUGUCCUCGGCUGGUUUUCUUUCAUCUCUACCUCAUUUGGCGCGCUUAAUUUGUGCUUUUGGUUUUGGCGCCGUAGCCGAUUGGAUUAGACGCAAAAAUUGGCUAACGGUUACCAAAAUGAGAAAAGUUUUCUGUUUACCUUCUCAUGUUAUUCCUGGCUUAUUUUUGGUUGUAUUGGCAUUCUUUGGUAAAGAUCCCUAUGUGUGUGUGGCCAUAAUGACAAUAUCAUUGGCCUUUAAUGGUGCUGCUACGGCUUCCAAUUUGCAAAACAGUCAAGAUCUGGCACCUAACUAUGCCGGAACAUUAUAUGGCAUUAUCAAUUGUGUGGGUACAACACCGGGAAUCUUCUCGCCAAUGAUUGUGGCGGCUUUCACAAAAGAAAACAACACUAUUGAGCAAUGGCAUUAUAUAUUCCUUAUCGGUGCUGCUGCAUACAUUCUACCCGCCAUUGUUUUCUGGAUAUUUGGUUCUGGAAAAAUACAAAAGUGGAAUGAACUGGACACAUCUUCCUCCAAAGAGGAGAUAAUUAAUACAAAAUUGUAAAUAGCCAGCCAAAAUUUAAAUUUACCUUCUAAAAUAAAGCGUAUUUAUGUAUGUAUGUAGUUACAUAAUUAAACUUAAACUGUGGUAUCCAUUUGCCAGAAAAUGAAUAAUUAAAAUGCAUUUUACUUUUAUAUAAAAAGAGCUGUGUGCCUUACAUUCCUUGUCUAUCUUUUAUAAUUUAAGUUUAAUUUGUUAAAAUAUUUUCUUGUAUAGCAACAUAGUGAAUAGUUAAGAAUUAAUCUAUAUUAAGAACAAUAAAUGUAAAUAUUAAUGACAUGACAAUAAAAACAGAAAUUU
This is a messenger RNA of Stomoxys calcitrans (stable fly), 2082 nucleotides long. RefSeq names its product sialin. Bases 391 to 1785 code for a protein of 464 amino acids. Gene Ontology annotation, molecular function: transmembrane transporter activity. NCBI's taxonomy places the organism in Eukaryota, Metazoa, Arthropoda, Insecta, Diptera, Muscidae. Gene Ontology annotation, cellular component: plasma membrane. The record is from RefSeq and is a predicted model, not a curated record. The transcript has 8 exons. Gene Ontology annotation, biological process: monoatomic anion transport; transmembrane transport.